This is a messenger RNA of Cryptomeria japonica (Japanese cedar), 3498 nucleotides long. Its product is annotated as DNA gyrase subunit A, chloroplastic/mitochondrial. The record is from RefSeq and is a predicted model, not a curated record. Gene Ontology annotation, biological process: DNA topological change. Gene Ontology annotation, molecular function: DNA topoisomerase type II (double strand cut, ATP-hydrolyzing) activity; ATP binding; DNA binding. Gene Ontology annotation, cellular component: DNA topoisomerase type II (double strand cut, ATP-hydrolyzing) complex; cytoplasm. The coding region runs from base 332 to 3172 and encodes 946 amino acids. The transcript is spliced from 27 exons. Lineage: Eukaryota; Viridiplantae; Streptophyta; Pinopsida; Cupressales; Cupressaceae.
UUUGAACAUAAUUCGAAAGCACAGCUCUCGAGAUAACUAUGGCGCCAUAAUUCUUUUGUAGAGUUGAAACACUAGGGUUAGAAUGAAGUACAAAUGGUAGGAGAAGAAGAAAGUUAAGAGCAUUCGUUUAGAGGACAAGAUUUCGAAACCCAAUAAGCAGAGGUUGAGUAGCUAGCUCUACUUAAAAUUCCUACUUAACUAGGGUUUAUCACAUUGAAAAGAAAAUCUUGGACUCCACAUUCACAGGCGGAACUGCUUAGAGUUUUAAAUUUAGACGUGAAGGUUUCGAAAGACGGCAGGAGAGAGCUCGUGGAAAAUUUUCUCAUAAUCAAUGGCACUGUCAACACGUUUCUUGCAUCGUCUUCCGUUAAUCUCAUUUUCUCUCUACCGUUCAUCUCCCGCCUUUUUAAUCCUUCGAAAAUGUCAGUCCCAGCGCAGACUGUUCGCCGUGCGCUCUCAGACUGCUCGCUUCUUACACGUCUCUUCUGGUGAAAAUGAACUCGGUAGACGCAUGAAAAUUCAGGCGACGAGCAUGGAAGAAGUUGCGGAGGAUGGUGAUGGCGGUGAAGAGCCGCCGGAAAAUGGAGCUUUGUUUGAACGGCCACUGGAUGAGAGAAUUGUGGCUGUUGAGCUUCACAAAGAGGCAACUGACUCGUAUUUGGCGUAUGCGAUGUCUGUUUUGUUUGGACGCGCUUUGCCCGACGUAAGGGAUGGAUUGAAACCUGUUCAUCGUCGAAUACUAUUUGCAAUGCAUGAACUGGGUCUUUCUUCAAGAAGACCCUACAAGAAAUGUGCAAGAGUAGUGGGAGAGGUUCUAGGAAAGUUUCAUCCCCAUGGAGACACUGCGGUUUACGAUGCUCUGGUUCGAAUGGCACAGGGAUUCUCUUUGCGAUCUCCUCUAAUUAGUGGCCAUGGAAAUUUUGGAUCAGUUGAUGCAGAUCCUCCUGCUGCCAUGCGAUAUACAGAAGCAAGAUUAGAAGCAUUUUCUGAGGCCACGCUUCUGGCAGACCUGGAAUUUGAUACGGUAGAUUUUGUGGCAAAUUUUGAUGGUUCACAGAUGGAGCCAUCCUUGCUACCUGCAAGGCUUCCACAUGUUCUGCUUAAUGGUGCAUCAGGAAUAGCUGUUGGCAUGGCAACCAAUAUACCUCCUCACAAUCUUAGAGAGGUUACAGAUGCAUUGAUUGCUCUUAUCCACAAUCCUGCUGCCACGGUCCAACAACUGAUGGAAUACAUGCCUGGGCCUGAUUUCCCAACUGGUGGAAAAAUCAUGGGGGACAUUGGGAUUUUAGAAGCAUAUAGAACAGGUCGAGGAAGCUUGAUAGUAAGAGGAAAGACAAAUGUUGAGCUGCUUAACAAAAAGACUAAUAUCUCUGCCAUCAUUAUUACUGAGCUCCCUUAUCAGACUAACAAGGCAUCAUUGGUGGAAAAAAUUGCCCAGCUAGUUGAUGAUAAGGAGUUAGAAGGUAUUAGUAGUAUUCGAGAUGAGAGUGAUCGUACAGGAAUGCGGGUUGUAUUAGAGUUGAAAAGAGGUGUAGAACCAUCUAUUAUCUUAAAUAAUCUUUAUAAGAGCACGGCACUUCAAUCAAGCUUUAGCUGUAACAUGGUGGGAAUUCUGGGUGGACGUCCUAAACUGAUGGGAUUAAAAGAUAUGCUUGAGGCUUUCCUAGAAUUUAGAUGCUCCGUAGUUGAAAGACGUGCAAAGUUUCUUUUGAAAGUGGCUGAAGAAAGAGAUCAUAUUGUGAAGGGCAUUUUAAUAGGCUUGGGCAACCUGGACCGAAUCAUCAGUCUUAUUAGGGAAUCUCGAAGUCAUUCUGAAACAAUCACUGCUCUCAAGGAAGUUACAGGAUAUAGUCUAUCGGAAAAACAAGCUGAGGCAAUCUUAAAUAUCACUCUUAGAAAGCUUACAUCACUUGAGCGAAACAAGUUUAUGGAGGAGCACAAAUCACUGAGUGGAGAAAUCACAAACUUAAUAGAGCUUUUAGGAGACCGAAAUAGAAUUUUACAGGUUAUAGAAAAAGAAGCACUGGAAUUGAAGGAGAAGUUUGGAACACCCAGAAGAUCAGUAUUAGAGGAGGGAGUAAGUGGAGAACUAGAUGAACUCGAUGUAAUUCCAAAUGAGGAAGUUCUUUUGGCCCUCAGCAAGAAGGGUUAUAUGAAGCGCAUGAAGCCUGACGUAUUCAACCUACAAAACCGUGGAACUGUUGGAAAAUCAAUAGGGAAAUUGAAGCAAGACGAUUCUAUGUCAGAAUUUGUCAUGUGCCGUGCCCAUGAUCAUGUACUCUAUUUCAGUAACAAGGGUACAGCGUACGCUGCACGUGCUUUCCGAGUACCAGAGUGCUCACGAACUGCUACAGGAAUCCCACUUUUGCGGAUACUAUCAUUAUCCCCGGAGGAGAAAAUAACUUCUAUCAUACCAGUCAGUGAAUUCAGGGCAGAUCAAUAUCUUGUGAUGUUAACUGCCAAAGGAUAUAUUAAGAGAGUCUCCUUAGAUGUUUUUUCAUCUAUCAGAUCCUCAGGAAUUAUUGCAAUCCAACUGGUACCUGGGGACGAGCUUAAAUGGGCAAGAUGCUGUGCUGCGGGUGACCUUAUUGCUGUGGGUUCCCAAAAUGGGAAACUUGUUUUGAGUUACUGUGAGAGGAUCCGAAAAACGAGUAGAACGUCAAGGGGAUCGCUGUCAAUGAGAUUGAAGGGGGAAGACAAACUUGCGGCUAUGGAUAUUGUACCAGUUUCUUUGCAGCAAAGGCUACAAGACAUUUUACAGAGCUCAGAACAUCAAGGGAAAAUUAUAAGUGCACCAUGGCUUCUCCUUGUGUCAGAGAAUGGAUAUGGAAAGCGUGUACCUUUAAGUAAAUUUCGAGCUACAACUCUUAGGUGUAUUGGAGUGAUGGGCUACAAGCUGCCAGCUGAAGAUCGUGUUGCUGCAUUAUUUGUUGUUGGAUUUUCCCUGUCAGAUGAUGGUGAAAGUGAUGAACAAGUUGCUCUUGUGAGCCAUAGUGGUACUUUGAACAGAAUCAUGAUCAGAGAUAUCCGAAUCUGUAGCCAAUCUGCGAGGGGAGUGAGACUUAUGAGAUUGGAAGAAGGUGGCAAGAUUCAAUCAGCCUCUAUAUUGGCAGCUUCUGAAGUCAACACAGAUGAUUUUCAAGAUUUGGAACUUCAAGAUGUUUCUUCUUAGCUAUUGAUUUUUCAAGUUUUCUAAUGCAGGCCAUUCAAAUCAAAACACUUGCAAUUUUGACCAUUUCCAACCUUUCAUGGUGGUUUAAUCUCAGUUGAAUUCAACUUUUUGUGAUGCAAAUUUUCUGUAAUAUUGUAAAAAGGGAAAGAGUUAUCCGGUUUGCAUAUAAGGUGACAAGAUAUAGUGUAAAGUUUAAACUGAUUUUUUUUUGGAAUAUGACAGAACCAGGCUCCAGCUCAUUUGAAAUGUAUCCUGAAACAUUAUACGCGAGCAAGUAAUUUGGCAGUUGGAAGAAAGAAUCACAAAGCAAUUUUGACUGCAUUACA